AUAGAGGGCUCCAACAGCAGUUCCCAGCCAGUGUGUUCAGCCUGCCUGCCUGCCUCUGUGUGUGUGUGUGUGCGCGCGUGUGUGUGAGCGUGUGCGUGCGUCUACUUUGUACCGCGAAGAACACAGCCCAUGUGCUCUGCAUGGACGUUCCUGAUACUCUGUUUAGCUUGAUUUUCGACAAGCAGGCAAGAUGUCCAGCACACCACAUGACCCCUUCUAUUCUUCUCCUUUCGGUCCAUUUUAUAGGAGACAUACACCCUACAUGGUACAACCAGAGUACCGAAUCUAUGAGAUGAACAAGAGACUGCAGUCGCGCACAGAGGACAGCGACAACCUCUGGUGGGACGCAUUUGCCACUGAGUUUUUUGAAGAUGACGCCACAUUAACCCUUUCGUUUUGUUUGGAAGAUGGACCAAAGCGAUACACCAUCGGCAGGACCCUCAUCCCCCGUUACUUUAGCACUGUGUUUGAAGGAGGGGUGACUGACCUGUAUUACAUUCUCAAACACUCGAAAGAGUCCUACCACAACUCAUCCAUCACGGUGGACUGCGACCAGUGCGCCAUGGUCACCCAACACGGGAAGCCCAUGUUCACCAAGGUGUGUACAGAAGGCAGGCUGAUCUUGGAGUUCACCUUUGAUGAUCUCAUGAGAAUAAAAACCUGGCACUUUACCAUUAGACAAUACAGAGAGUUAGUCCCAAGAAGCAUUCUAGCCAUGCAUGCACAAGAUCCUCAGGUCCUGGAUCAGCUUUCCAAAAACAUCACCAGGAUGGGGCUAACAAAUUUCACCCUCAACUACCUCAGGUUGUGUGUAAUCCUGGAGCCAAUGCAGGAACUGAUGUCCAGACAUAAAACUUACAACCUCAGUCCCCGAGACUGCCUGAAGACCUGCUUGUUUCAGAAGUGGCAGCGGAUGGUGGCACCGCCAGCAGAACCCACAAGGCAACCGACAACUAAACGGAGGAAAAGGAAAAACUCCACCAGCAGCACUUCCAACAGCAGCGCUGGGGCCAAUGCCAACAGCACGGGCAGCAAGAAGAAGACGCCGGCCGCCAACCUGAGUCUGUCCAGUCAGGUACCUGAUGUGAUGGUGGUAGGAGAGCCAACUCUGAUGGGAGGUGAGUUUGGGGACGAGGACGAAAGGCUAAUCACUAGAUUAGAAAACACGCAAUAUGAUGCGGCCAACGGCAUGGACGACGAGGAAGACUUCACCAAUUCACCCGCCCUGGGGAACAGCAGCCCAUGGAACAGUAAACCUCCCGCCACUCAAGAGACCAAAUCAGAAAACCCCCCGCCCCAGGCCUCCCAGUAAGAUUGACCGGCACCAGAAUCCACUGUCAAUAGCCCCGUGGGUUACACUCUCUAUUUCAGAACCUUACUUACAGGAGAGGAAGGAGGAGAAAUUAAAACUUUUCCACGCAAAUACCGAUUUCUAAACCACAAUGAUCUGAGCUUCUUUCUUUCUUCCUUUCUUUUUUUUAACUGAGAGGAUCAUUCCAAAUAAACUUCCAUGACCCUUUCCUGGAGGCCUUCACAGGUAACACAGAUACUGGCACUGAUCGUAAUUAAAACAAGAGCAAACGCUAGCGCUUCUCCUGGCUCAAUUUUAACCACGUUUGUUAAUUUCCUUUUCCUGCAUCCAACGAAGGCCAUAUUGUCCAUAAGCCCUCAGUGCUCAGGAUCUCAUUAUAUGCCGAACCCAACUACCGAUGACUUUUUAAUAUUGUAAAAUAUUUUCUGCUUUUUGACUUGCAUCUGAGAGUUUCUUGUUUCAGUAAAAAAAGAAAAGGAAAAAAAAUCCGUUUUGGAAAGUAAUUUAAAUGUACCUUUAUUUGUUUUUUUCCUUCACCUUUUCUUUCAUUGGGUAACAGCUAAGAGGGCCCAGCAGGGUAAUUUGUGGCCGAGCUGAUGUCAAUUGGUCCUUGAGCCCGAAUUGUUUCAGUCGAGCCCGAGUGCUGAAACAAGAAAUGUCUUUUUGUUAUCAGAAACACCAAGGCAGGUUUUUAUGUAAAGAGAGACACUUGGCCCCUUGAGAAUGUAUGAGUUUGUAAAAUUGCUGUUAAUCCAAAUAUUUCUAAGCCAUGUAAUCCAUUAUUUUUGUGGGCAGUUUAAUAAAUCUGAAACUCUUUUGUGUGUGUGUGUUUUUUUUAUUGUAUCUGAGUUGACUGUUUCUUUUCAUGGUAUAUUUCCUGUAUAAUAUUUUGUAAAGCCCUCACCUGGUUCUUUUAUGGGACUUUUCUUUGGGGGCAAUUCCAGUGUAUUUAUGUGAAACUUUAUGAAAGAACUAAUUUUUUCCAUUUGCAUAUUAAUAUGUUCCUCCACACAUGUAAAGACACAGUGGCUCCGUGUGUUAUAAAGCAGCUGUAUUUUAUGUAUGCUUCACUGAUAAGUGUGCCAAUAAUAAACCGUGUUAACAACCAAA
Camelus dromedarius (Arabian camel) is the source of this 2422-nucleotide messenger RNA. RefSeq names its product LIM domain binding 2 (gene LDB2). Gene Ontology annotation, molecular function: LIM domain binding. Gene Ontology annotation, biological process: nervous system development; positive regulation of transcription by RNA polymerase II; negative regulation of transcription by RNA polymerase II. The record is from RefSeq and is a predicted model, not a curated record. NCBI's taxonomy places the organism in Eukaryota, Metazoa, Chordata, Mammalia, Artiodactyla, Camelidae. The transcript has 8 exons. Gene Ontology annotation, cellular component: transcription regulator complex; nucleus. Bases 191 to 1312 code for a protein of 373 amino acids.